GAGCUUGUUUUUUAUUAUUCAUGCUACUAGUUUUCCCAGUUCACACCAUUGAUUGUGAGGUAUACAUUUAGGUGAUCCUUUGAAGAUGGUAAUCGAUAAUGCGAGAAAGGGAGUUCCUCUACUGGAAAUAGUUGAAGGAUUAUCACAAGAUGCUGUCGUGAUUCCAUCUAACCUCAAUGUUUUAGCUGCUAUCUUACCUAGAGAAACACUUCUAUGGAAGCUAAAUAUGUUGAAAGUGGCUUCAAAAUUUGCAAAUUCACACCUCCAUGCUGUAAAAGCUCAAACACUUGUACUUUCUAGCGGAAGGGAUCAGUUGCUACCAAGUGAAGAGGAAGGUCAAAGACUUAAUCGUGUUCUCCCAAAGUGUCAGAAUCGCAGUUAUAGUGGAAGUGGUCAUUUUCUUCUCCUGGAAGAUGUCUUUGAUUUGGCAACACUCAUCAAAGGUUCUGCUUUUUAUCGUCGGGGAGCACACCAAGAUUAUGUUUCGGAUUAUGUACCACCAACUCCUUUAGAAUUUAGACAAAUAUACGAACCAAACAGGUUGUUUCUGCUUGCCAUAAGUUCUGUCAUGCUCUCAACCUUAGAAGAUGGGAAGAUAGUGAGGGGCCUUGCAGGAAUCCCUUCGGAGGGACCUGUUUUGUUCGUUGGUUAUCACAUGUUAAUGGGAUUUGAGCUGGCCCCGAUGGUAUCCAAUUUUUUGUUGGAAAGAAAUAUUUUUCUGAGAGGUUUAGCUCAUCCAGUUCUAUUCAUAAGAACCAAAAAAGAGCGAUUGCUACCUCCAUUGUCACAGUUUGACACAUUUAGAGCAAUGGGAGCAGUUCCUGUUUCAGGAACCAAUUUAUACAAACUUCUAGCUUCAAAGGCUCAUGUGUUAUUGUACCCAGGAGGUGGCCGUGAGGCCUCUCAUCGCAAGGGUGAACAAUACAAGUUGUUCUGGCCAGAACAGUCUGAGUUUGUUAGGAUGGCAGCUAGGUUCGGAGCAAAAAUCGUGCCAUUUGGUGUUGUUGGAGAAGAUGAUUUUGGUGAAGUUGUUUUUGACUAUGAUGAUCAAAUGAGGAUUCCUUUCCUUAGGGAUUACAUAGAAGCAGUAACAGAUGAACUGGGCGUGAGAGUGAGGACUGAAGAAGAUGGUGAGGUGGGAAAUCAAAAUAUGCAUCGUUUGGGAAUUUUACCAAAAUUUCCAGGCAGGUUCUAUUACUACUUUGGAAAACCGAUAGAAACAGAAGGGAGGAGGCAUGAAUUAAGAGACAGGGAGCAAGCUCAUGAAUUAUACCUGCAAAUCAAAUCUGAGGUGGAGAAGUGCAUUGGUUUUUUGAAGGAGAAGAGAGAGACCGAUCCUUACAGGAACAUGUUGGCCCGACUAUCUUACCAGGCCACGAACGGCUCUACUUCUCAAGUUCCAACAUUUGAUAUUUGAUACUUCUGCUAAAAUGAAAAUUGAUUUUCACCAUGCUGAUCUCGAAGAAGCUCAAGAUCUUUCAGUGGGAUAAUGGUAGCUGGGGUAUGAUGUAACUUACAGGGAGUUAUAAGAAAUUUCAUAUAUAGUUGAAAAAUGACUUCCAAUCA
Messenger RNA from Populus trichocarpa (black cottonwood), 1566 nucleotides. Its product is annotated as phytyl ester synthase 2, chloroplastic. NCBI's taxonomy places the organism in Eukaryota, Viridiplantae, Streptophyta, Magnoliopsida, Malpighiales, Salicaceae. The record is from RefSeq and is a predicted model, not a curated record. Bases 86 to 1417 code for a protein of 443 amino acids. The transcript has 9 exons. Gene Ontology annotation, cellular component: membrane.